Messenger RNA from Rhodamnia argentea, 1206 nucleotides. Its product is annotated as allene oxide cyclase, chloroplastic-like. Lineage: Eukaryota; Viridiplantae; Streptophyta; Magnoliopsida; Myrtales; Myrtaceae. Gene Ontology annotation, molecular function: allene-oxide cyclase activity. The record is from RefSeq and is a predicted model, not a curated record. The transcript is spliced from 3 exons. The coding region runs from base 227 to 991 and encodes 254 amino acids. Gene Ontology annotation, biological process: jasmonic acid biosynthetic process.
UCCACUCUUUCCUCCUCCUCCUCCUCCCAGAUUCCACCACCGUCCACUUAUGUGAAUUCCCACUCCAUUCACAUGGUCGAAUUCACUUUUAGAUGCACCUAAUAAUCUCUCCAUCCAUCCAUCCAUCCAUAUAAUAACACUCAGCUUUCCCUUCCAUCCUCUACUGCUUGUCUGACCCCAGAACCAAAAACCCACCAAUCUUGCUAGUUUCUCUGUCAAAACGACGAUGGCUUGUUCCAGCUCUGCUCUCAGAACCAUCUCUUCCUCCUCCGCGAAGCUUGCCAGGAGCUCCGGAUCUGCAAGCGGUUCGCCUCCCAAGACGCUCGUGCCCUUCAGCCUCUCGGCCCCGUUUCUGCCUAAGCUCGCCGCGACGUCUCCCUCGAGCUUGAGCCAGAGCUUCUCUGCCUUGCCCAGAAGAUCCUUCUCUUGCAAGAGCCAGGCCUAUCCUGCUGGUGACUCGACCCCUGGGAAAGUGCAAGAACUGAACGUGUACGAGAUCAACGAGAGAGAUCGAGGAAGCCCGGCUAUCCUCAAAUUGAGCCAGAAGCCCGUCAAUUCGCUCGGCGAUCUCAUCCCUUUCAGCAACAAAUUGUACAGUGGGGACCUGCAAAAGAGAGUGGGCAUAACCGCGGGCAUAUGCAUCCUAAUCCAGAACAAGCCGGAGAAGAAAGGCGACCGCUACGAGGCCAUCUUCAGCUUCUACUUCGGGGACUAUGGCCACAUCGCGGUCCAGGGCCCUUACCUGACCUACGAGGACACGUUCCUGGCCGUGACCGGCGGGUCCGGCAUCUUCGAGGGGGCGACCGGGCAGGUCAAGCUCCAGCAGCUCAUCUUCCCUUACAAGCUCUUCUACACCUUCUACCUCAAGGGCAUCAAGGACUUGCCUGCAGAGCUCCUGGGGAAGCCGGUCGAGCCCAGCCCCAGCGUCGAGCCCAGCCCCACCGCCAAGGCCUGCGAGCCGCACGCCACGAUUGCUAAUUUCACUGAUUGAUUGCGGGGUACGAUCGUGAAAUCGAAAUUUAGAGCUCUUAGUUUAGUAAUAACGGGUUGCCUUGUUAUGCCCCAUGGGUGUGGUGCUCCUCCUUUUGUUAGUGUUGACGACUUGCGGUGUUGCUUUUAUGUGGGGGCUCUCUUUGCUGAUGAGGCCAGAGUGGAGCAUAAAGUUUCUGUGCUGCUAAAAUGGAAUAUCCUUUAAUUUGUGCGAUU